UAUCUGUGUGACGAAGCAGACACUAUCCGAAGCAAGCAAGUGCGGAAGGAGGGACAUCAGGCAUGGCGAUGUCUCUGGCUCAGCAAUUCGCCGGCCUCCGCUGCUGCUCUCCUCUCUCUUCGUCACCUCUUUCCAAGCCUCUCUCUUCCCCCACUACCCAUAAGCGCAAUCCCCUUCCCAUCGUCGCCUCCGUCGCAAUCUCUAAUGCGCAGACCAAAGAGAGGGAAAAGCUCAAACAGCUCUUCGAAGAAGCCUACGAGCGCUGUCGAACUGCCCCCAUGGAAGGCGUUUCCUUCACCGUCGAAGAGUUCAACGCCGCCCUUGAUAAGUAUGACUUCGAUUCUGAAAUUGGCACCAAGGUUAAAGGCACUGUUUUCAAUGUAGAUGCUAAUGGAGCUCUUGUUGACAUUACUGCAAAGUCGUCGGCAUACUUGCCUCUCCAAGAGGCAUGCAUCCACAGAAUUAAACAUGUACAAGAAGCAGGCAUAGUUCCUGGCUUGACAGAAGAGUUUGUAAUCAUCGGUGAAAAUGAAGCUGACGACAGCUUGAUCUUGAGUUUAAGGAGUCUCCAAUAUGACCUUGCAUGGGAACGCUGUAGGCAACUUCAAGCAGAAGAUGUUGUUGUCAAGGGUAAGAUUGUCGGUGCAAACAAAGGUGGAGUUGUGGCUUUGGUUGAAGGCCUGAGAGGGUUUGUUCCUUUCUCACAAAUAUCAUCGAAAUCAACUGCAGAAGAGCUUCUUGAGAAGGAGCUUCCUCUGAAGUUUGUGGAGGUGGAUGAGGAACAGUCUAGACUUAUUCUCAGUAACCGCAAGGCCAUGGCUGACAGCCAGGCACAGCUAGGAAUUGGAUCAGUGGUCACUGGCUCUGUUCAAAGCCUAAAGCCUUAUGGUGCCUUCAUUGACAUUGGUGGAAUCAAUGGCCUACUUCAUGUCAGUCAGAUCAGUCAUGAUCGUGUAACUGAUAUCUCAACUGUUCUUCAACCUGGUGAUACUCUCAAGGUAAUGAUCUUAAGUCAUGAUCGGGAGAGAGGUCGAGUAAGCCUUUCUACAAAGAAGUUAGAACCCACACCUGGAGACAUGAUUCGCAACCCAAAGCUUGUCUUUGAGAAGGCUGAGGAGAUGGCUCAGACAUUUAGACAGAGAAUAGCCCAAGCUGAAGCUAUGGCUCGUGCAGACAUGCUUAGAUUCCAGCCUGAGAGUGGAUUAACUCUCAGCAGUGAUGGGAUAUUGGGGCCGCUUACUUCAGACCUGCCUGCAGAGGGAUUGGAUCUGAGUGAAGUACCCCCAGCCGACGAAUCAGAAUCAGAAUAAGAACUUCCUUUCCUUUUUACUCUUUAUCUUAUGCUUUGUAAGUUGUAACUAGAAUUUAUUGUAUCAAGUGAGAAGAUGUCAUUGUAUUGUAAUUUCAUAAUAUACGCAACUAUAAUUAUGAAUUGUGAGGCUUUGCCAUUCAA
Messenger RNA from Prosopis cineraria, 1453 nucleotides. RefSeq names its product 30S ribosomal protein S1, chloroplastic. NCBI's taxonomy places the organism in Eukaryota, Viridiplantae, Streptophyta, Magnoliopsida, Fabales, Fabaceae. Bases 63 to 1310 code for a protein of 415 amino acids. Gene Ontology annotation, molecular function: mRNA binding; structural constituent of ribosome. The transcript is spliced from 7 exons. Gene Ontology annotation, biological process: translation. Gene Ontology annotation, cellular component: chloroplast stroma. The record is from RefSeq and is a predicted model, not a curated record.